ACCCGCUCUCAACAUGAAACUAUUUGUUAUCGCCGCUUUCUUGGCCGUCGCUGCCGCUGUUCCACCCAGCUACAAGCCGGAAUACAAGGCACCCAGCUACCCAGCCCCAAGCUACCCUGCACCAAAGUACCCUACUCCUAGUUACCUCGCACCGGCCUACCCUGCAUCAGCCUAUCCUGCACAAGCCUACCCUGCACCAGCCUACCCCGCACCAGCUUACCCUACUCCCAGCUACAACAAGGAUAACAAAUACGCCGACGUUACCAUCACUAGCCAAUCUGACGAGCGCAACCUCGAUGGCAGCAGCCAAUGGAGGUAG
Messenger RNA from Daphnia carinata, 319 nucleotides. Its product is annotated as cysteine-rich and transmembrane domain-containing protein 1-like. The record is from RefSeq and is a predicted model, not a curated record. The transcript has 2 exons. Lineage: Eukaryota; Metazoa; Arthropoda; Branchiopoda; Diplostraca; Daphniidae. Bases 14 to 319 code for a protein of 101 amino acids.